AUGACCGAUGAUCAUGAAUUAUCGCCCGACGUGGAGACAGGAGACGCCACGCGAACGGUGCAGCGACGCCGCCGGCCCCCACUGUCGUGCACCGAAUGCCGGCGACGUAAGCUCAAGUGCGAUCGUUCGCUGCCAUGUGGCCAGUGUAUUCGCUCCAAGACCGCGGAAUCUUGCGCCUUUGUCGGUCCUCAGCCAGGAACAGCCUCGCAUCCCUCGCACCCCAUGUCACCGCCGGUCUCACGCAUGCGCCUAUCUAGUGCUUCCGACGAGCAGUCGCGAGGCUCCGGGGGCAUGUUCGUAUUCGACGCAAAACUAGGUCCAAAGUCAAGCUCUAGUCGCGUGUCGAAACGCAGUCAUCCGGACGAGCUGCAUGAGCUCCGACACCGGCUCCGGACCCUAGAGAACGCCCUCGGCAAAUCCAAUGUCUUCCAGACGCCUGAAACCUCGAUAUCCGAUGUUUUCUCUGAAGGGACAAUGUCGCAGGGCAGCCUAGAUGCGGCUGGUGUCGAUGAUCGAGUGCGCUUCUUGCCCGAUGGCAGUUUUCGGGGCAAAAAGGGUAAGACUCGAUACUUCGGCCGAAGCCAUUACACCACCACUGUUUCGUUCUUCCAAGACAUUGGGUCCUUUCUGCGGCGCGGCCGCAACAACGUCAAGGAUGCAGAGUACACAGAUAUGAAAAAGUUUAAGUGUGAACUAUGGUCGCGGGAGAGCCAAGAUCAUCAGCGUGCGUUUCGAGAACAAGCUUUCAAAUUGGACGAGAUGGUGCCUCCGCGAGAAGUGGCAGAUGAGCUACUUCGGUUAUAUUUGGAUACAUUUGAGACGACCCUUCGUAUCCUGCAUGUUCCUACCUUCUUGCGACAGUAUGGUGAGUACUGGGCAGUCGAUAAAAAGGCCGAUUCAGCUUUUGUUGCGCAAUUGCUGGCGGUAAUGGCAGCGGGAAGCUGCUUCUACGUGCCUUCGUUGGAACAGGACGAUAGGGACUCUUAUCAGAAACCCGCAAUGAAAUGGAUCAUGGCGGUGCAAUCCUACAUUUCUUGUACUUUUGUCAGUCCGGAUAUUGACUUGAGGAUGAUCCAAACUCAAUGCCUUCUCCUCGUGGCCCGUCUGGGAGUUGCCGGCGAUGGCGAUGUGGCAUGGGCCUCCUCUGGGUCCCUGAUCCGGUCUGCUAUGACAAUGGGACUCCACCGUGAUCCAUUUCGUUUUCGAAAGGCCAUGAAGCCCUACUGGAGUGAGUUACGACGAAGGCUUUGGAUGACCAUUGUGGAGAUAGAUCUCAAGAUCUCCCUCGAUCGCGGGGUACCUCCAUCUGUGGACUUGGAUGAGUGCGAUUGCGACGCCCCAUCCAACUGGGAUGAUAAUGAGAUGUCUGAGGAUAUGGAACAAGCCCCAACCAUAUCGGCCACAAAAACAACAAGUCAAAACUUCUACCAGGCACUGCUUGCGAAAACUCUAUCGCUGCGGUAUCGCAUUGCAAAGAGGAUCAACACGCUGAAAUUUGACUUAUCAUACGAUGAUGCCCUGCGCAUGGGGGAAGAUCUUUUGCGGUCGACCAAGUAUGCGUCUGCCUUAUUCGAUGAAAAUGCACCGGCAACAAACUCCAGCGACACCGCACGGCAUCGAUUUGCCCAAUCACUUCAUCUAUUCAUGAUGCGCAAAUUUCUUCUUGCCUUGCACCGCCCGUUUUCUCUCAGUGUAGCGCGUCUUCCAAAAUGCUCAUACUCGCGCAAGGUCUGCCUAGAAGCUUCUUUGGAGAUGCUGUCACAAAUGGAACUUUCAAACUCUCCCGAAACGAUGACGUACCCACACAUCACACAAUUAAGCAGUGGCAUGUUCCGGGAUGAGAUCUUCCAUGCUGCAAUUACAGUCUGUGUGGAGCUCUCGCUUCAGGCGCAAGAGAUGAGCCAGUCCAUUGGGACAACUCUGGACGGUGUGAACUCUAGCGUGCUAAUGAGUAUGGUACAAUCUCAGCAAAGUGUGAUGUUGCAGGCUGUUGAACGUACCGUGCAUGACUUUGGCCGACGCAUUGGUCCCAGUGGCAAGGGAUGCAAACCCUAUUUCUUCCUGAGCAUCAUAUUGGCUUCUGUCAAAUCGCGUAUCAAGGGUGAAGACCCGAUGGCGAAUGUGGAAGCGUCUUCCAAAAAGGCAGUCCGAGUGUGCCGAAUACUGUUGAAUGGGGUUUCGUACGCCGAUGCCCUCGUCGCUGCUGACCAUCAGGCUGGCCAGACCCCAAUGAUGCCCAUACAGACGACGCCUGUUUCCGGUGUAUCAAAUGAUUUCGAUCUCCCCUCCCUUCUAUCCGCGGACCUGGGCGAUUUCACACCUUUGGAUCUAGGCGGCUGGUUCGACGGCCUUAAUCCUGGCGUCAUCGAGCCUUGGGAUAACGAAUUUUUCGGAAGCUUGCCCUCGAUACCGUGA
Messenger RNA from Penicillium argentinense, 2415 nucleotides. RefSeq lists its product as uncharacterized. Gene Ontology annotation, biological process: DNA-templated transcription; regulation of transcription by RNA polymerase II. The transcript is spliced from 4 exons. The record is from RefSeq and is a predicted model, not a curated record. Bases 1 to 2415 code for a protein of 804 amino acids. Gene Ontology annotation, molecular function: zinc ion binding; DNA-binding transcription activator activity, RNA polymerase II-specific; RNA polymerase II cis-regulatory region sequence-specific DNA binding. NCBI's taxonomy places the organism in Eukaryota, Fungi, Ascomycota, Eurotiomycetes, Eurotiales, Aspergillaceae. Gene Ontology annotation, cellular component: nucleus.